AUGCCCGAACUAGUCAUGGAAAAGAUAUUAUCCGAUUUGGAUUUUUUCGAUUUAAUUUCCCUUCGAAAAGUUUGCCAAUCUAUUCGAUUUUUCAUCGAUAAUUUCCGAAAAAUGAAUCCAAAAUUACAAAGCAUUCGGAUUACUGUAGAACCAAAAUCAAUAAAAUCGACUUAUCGAUUUUUGGAUAAUUCGGAAAGAUUGAUAAUUUAUCAGACGCUUCCAAAUAGAUCAAGUUUGUUGAAGUGGGAUCAAAAGAAAAGAAUUUUGGCAAAUUCGAAUUAUAUGGAUAUUUUUUUGAAGGAUUUCGAGAUUUUCUGGAAGAAUCAAAAGCUGAAAAUGGAGAAAUUCCAGCUGGAUCUAGCUGGAAAUCCCUUAAAAAUCAUCUAUGGAAUUCGAAAAAUUUUGGCGGCAAAUUAUGAGAAUAAUUCAAAUUUCGAACUUGGAAAAUUUGAAAUUGAAACAUCGAAUCCUUGUCAAAUUCCCAAAAUUUUAUCGAAAAUAAAUCCGAAAACUCCUGGAAAUUUGGAAUAA
Caenorhabditis briggsae is the source of this 531-nucleotide messenger RNA. The record is from RefSeq and is a predicted model, not a curated record. Bases 1 to 531 code for a protein of 176 amino acids. The transcript is spliced from 2 exons. Gene Ontology annotation, molecular function: protein binding. Lineage: Eukaryota; Metazoa; Nematoda; Chromadorea; Rhabditida; Rhabditidae. Gene Ontology annotation, biological process: innate immune response.